AUGAGGGUGUUUCUUUUCGUAUUAGCUGUGUCCUGCAUUUUUAUCUGCGCCGCAAGGGCGGCAGAUCCGCGGCUGGUGUUUGCCCAUUACAUGCUCUAUGCCAACGACAACAUUAAUGUUCUCAAGCAGGAGAUUCGACUUGCCCAGAGCAAAGGAAUCGACGCCUUCGCUCUCAACAGCAAUGUGUGGCGCCAGAAUCUGGCAGACAACAUGUACCAGGCAGCCAAAGAAGUGGGUCCGAAUUUCAAGAUCUUCUUCUCCGCCGACAUUCACAAGGACGCCAAUGGCAACCUCACGCCAGAUCAGCUGGUGACCAUGCUCACCCGCUACGAAACCCACCCCAAUCAGAUGAAAUACCGAGGCAAACCCUUGUUCACAUCCUGGCUCGGCAGCGACGAUUCCUGGUGGAAAGACUACAACUACUCCUCUGCUCUCAGCGGAUGGAACGCCGUUUUCCAAAAGGCCGGCGGAAAGAACAAGUUCUUCUACGUCCCAUUCUUCCCCACGGAUGGCUCCUUGGGGGGCGUUCAGGGCACGCUGGACAAAUUCAAAGAUAUUAUCGACGGCCUGUUUGCGUGGGACACUUCGGCGUGGCCCUACUUCAGCCCAGAUUUCCAGAACCCUUCUGUUUCCAAGGACCAGAACUAUCUGAACGCCUGCAAAGCCGCGGGGAAAGUAUACAUGGCGAGUCCCAGCCCCUGGUUCUUCAAAAACAUCGCUGGCUCCUGCUGCUCCGACGCUUGCAAGGCAAAGGAUCUGAGCAACUGUAACUGUCAAGUGAAGGGCAAUUACCAGGGUCCGGGGCUUUGGAUCAAAAAGUGGGAGCAGCUCAUACAGUUAAGCCCUCCUCUCCUUGAAAUCGUGACGUGGAACGACUGGGUGGAAACCUCUUACGUGGCACCGCCACUCAGCACAGCUGCUGCUGACGUGUCUGGGUACACUCACCGUGCCUUCUUGGAGCUUGGGCAGUUCUACUUUAACUGGUACAAGUCCGGCAGCCAGCCCGCGAUUACCCAGGAUUCGAUCUACUUAUUUUAUUAUACCCAAAGCAAAAACAUUAAUGUGCCCGCUGACGGAUGCAAGGUUGUGUAUUCUGAUCAGUUAAGUGAUAAAGUGUACGUGACUGCGAAGCUGACUGGGCCUGCCAUGGUGGAAUUGCGAUCUGGAAGUGCGACUCAGACAUUCAGUGCUCCGAAAGGGAUAUCCACAUGGAGUAUGGAUUUCCAGGCAGGGCAGCAGUUGGCAACCCUGAAGCGUGGAGGUAAAGUGCUCAGCACGCUGACUGGGAGCAAACUGAUUAGUAACUCCAAUGCAACCCAUUACAAUUUCAACGUCUACUCCACCUGCACCACAUGUUAG
Messenger RNA from Cryptomeria japonica (Japanese cedar), 1359 nucleotides. Its product is annotated as glucan endo-1,3-alpha-glucosidase agn1. The transcript has a single exon. Lineage: Eukaryota; Viridiplantae; Streptophyta; Pinopsida; Cupressales; Cupressaceae. The record is from RefSeq and is a predicted model, not a curated record. Bases 1 to 1359 code for a protein of 452 amino acids. Gene Ontology annotation, molecular function: glucan endo-1,3-alpha-glucosidase activity.